Lacerta agilis (Sand lizard) is the source of this 2116-nucleotide messenger RNA. It is a transcript of the gene SGPL1, whose product is annotated as sphingosine-1-phosphate lyase 1. Gene Ontology annotation, biological process: carboxylic acid metabolic process; sphingolipid catabolic process. The transcript has 14 exons. Gene Ontology annotation, cellular component: endoplasmic reticulum. Bases 86 to 1774 code for a protein of 562 amino acids. The record is from RefSeq and is a predicted model, not a curated record. Gene Ontology annotation, molecular function: sphinganine-1-phosphate aldolase activity; pyridoxal phosphate binding. NCBI's taxonomy places the organism in Eukaryota, Metazoa, Chordata, Lepidosauria, Squamata, Lacertidae.
GAGCAGCACAAACAACAACAGCAGCAGCAGCGUCCUUCGCUGACCCCGCGCGUGCAAAGGCUCCCCGGAGAGGCUGUGGAGUAUCAUGGAUGCAGUUGUUCCUUACAAAGAAAUCCUUCUGCAGUAUUUAAACGAAACAAGAAAUGCCGUGAAUGCAAAGUGUGCUGGGGUUGAGCCCUGGCAACUGGUAACAUCCACAAUUGGUGCUACCCUCCUGGUUGUUUGGCUACACAUGUUCCUCUUCCAACGAGAAAGUUUAACAUCACGAUCUAAAAAGUGCUUCUUCAGAGUUAUACGCAAAUUGCCCUUUAUUGGUACUAUGAUAAAGAAACAGAUGAAUAAGACGAUGGAAGAUAUGGCCAGCACCUUAAGUUUCUUGCAAGAUAAAACGAGUUACGUCAAAAUCCUGCCAACGAAAGGCUUGAGCCAACCAGAUGUGCUGAAGAAGAUGAAAGAAUACAGCUCUAUGGGUGAAGUAAACUGGGAAGAAGGGAAAGUGUCUGGGACAGUGUACAACGGGGAUCAGAAACUCACGGAUCUGCUUGUGAAGGUUUAUGAGGAAUUUGCAUGGAGUAACCCGCUUCAUCCAGAUAUAUUCCCAGGCGUGAGGAAGAUGGAAGCAGAAGUUGUGAGAAUGGCUUGCACGCUUUUCCACGGGGGCCCCAAAUCUUGUGGAACAAUGACCUCUGGUGGGACAGAGAGUAUCCUGAUGGUCUGUAAAGCUUACAGGAAUUUGGCUUACGAAAGAGGAAUCAAGCAUCCAGAAAUGCUGGUUCCACAGAGCGUUCAUGCGGCAUUUGAUAAAGCAGCUCAUUAUUUUGGGAUGAAGAUUGUGCACGUUCCAUUGACCAAGACGAUGCAAGUGGAUGUUAAGGCAAUGAAGAGAGCCAUUUCCAAGAAUACAGCCAUGCUGGUCUGCUCAGCACCGCAGUUUCCUCAUGGAGUCAUGGACCCAAUUGAGGACGUCGCAGAGCUUGCAUUGAAAUACAAUAUUCCCUUCCACGUGGACGCUUGCCUGGGAGGCUUUCUCAUUGUCUUCAUGGAGAAGGCAGGGUACCCUCUGAAGCAGGGUUUUGAUUUCCGAGUGAAAGGUGUCACCAGCAUUUCUGCAGAUACCCACAAGUACGGCUAUGCGCCAAAGGGCUCCUCCGUGAUCCUGUACAGCAGUGAGAGAUAUCGGCAGUAUCAGUUCUUCAUUGCCCCUGACUGGCCAGGAGGUAUCUACGCCUCCCCUACCAUGUCUGGUUCCAGGCCAGGUGGCCUCAUCGCAGCUUGCUGGGCGACGAUGAUGCACAUAGGAGAAGACGGAUACGUGGAAUACACCAGGAAGAUAAUUGCAGCUGCGCGCUUCCUCGAAGCAGAGCUGCGGAAAAUUGACAAACUCUUCAUCUUUGGAAAUCCCGAGGUGUCUGCACUUGCUUUGGGGUCAGACAAAUUUGACAUAUAUCGGUUGGCAAACAUGUUAAUAACGAGAGGAUGGAAUCUGAACAUUCUGCAGUUUCCUCCAAGUAUUCAUUUUUGCUUAACCCAAGUGCACACAAAGCCUGGGGUGGUUGAACUGCUGCUGAACGACAUCAAAGAAUGUGUCCACGAGAUCAUGAAGUUCCCCGAGGGCAAGACCACUGGCCUGGGUGCCAUCUAUGGCAUGGCCCAAGCCAUCCCCGACAGGAAUAUGAUUUCAGAGAUUGCUGGUGCUUACUUGGACUGCCUGUAUAGCACGGAAGUGUCUCCUUCGUCUGAAGCACAUGUGAAUGGGUCUCCAGGCCUCCACUGAUUCUGUGUGUCUAGUCCACUGAUGGAUGGUAUUCUAAAGAAUUCCAGGGGAAAGGAAUGUUGGUCCUCCUGCGGAUCAUAUGGCAGCUUGAUCUCUGUUCUUGUCACAUCUCUCUUUCUGAAAAGCAUCGGCUCUGUUCACCAUUUUGUUUGAGUUUUCAGAGUUAAGUGCUUUCCUUCCCCCCUUUCUUUCUAAUACUAACUCCUUGUGUUUCUUCACACUUGCUCACUGCUGCUCCUCCUAGUCCUCGACAGAACAGCUAUAUUUAUGUCCACUGCAACUCCAUUCUACCCCUCCUCAUUCUCAGGUGUUCAAAAUCUAUACAUUCCUUUCCUUCCUCCU